UAUCAUCUCUCAGAAAAUACAUGUAGCAAAGCCUGACCGGUCACAUGCUGGGCGCUACCAAAGAUCAUGUAUUCCAUAGAAACCAAUGAAUGGAUAAUCCUUGCAAAUGAUUGGAAGACUCCUUCAGGGCGGCAAUAAUCCAGACAAUCCGUUGCUUGCUGGGUUCAGCCCUAUCAGAUGCACAUUCACUUAUGCUGCCCACAUAUCUAUGCUUGGCCCUGGGGGUAACAGUGGUGGUUGCACAGAUGAGAACACAAGCUGUGAGAGGUGGGCCACUCUCGGAGAGUGCACGAAAAACCCAGAGUAUAUGGUGGGAUCUGCAGAGGUUCUUGGUGCCUGUAGGAGAAGCUGCAAGGUGUGUUAGCUGACUGUUUUGGUCAUGGGAGCAGUUGUU
Molecule: messenger RNA, 394 nt
Organism: Magnolia sinica
Lineage: Eukaryota; Viridiplantae; Streptophyta; Magnoliopsida; Magnoliales; Magnoliaceae
Product: probable prolyl 4-hydroxylase 4
Exons: 2
Coding region: 107-364 (85 amino acids)
Source: RefSeq, a predicted model, not a curated record